AUGACUACUUCAUAUUCAUUACCAUAUGAUCAAGAAGAUUAUACUAAAACAUUCAAACCAAAAUCAAGUCUAUCUAAUCAAUUAAAUAAAUUCAUAUUACAAAAUAAAAAAAUUAUACUAUUUAUUAUAACUUUUAUCAUUUUAUCAUUAUUUACAAAUGUACCUUAUAUACCUCAUUUAAAAUUUAAUACAUCGCCCAAAAUUGUCAUUAUAUUAGCUGCUAAUGAAGGUGGUGGUGUCCUAAAAUGGAAAUCUCCUCAAGAAUGGUCAGUUGAAAGAUCUUCCAUAGCAAAUAAAAAACAUUAUGCAAAACUUCAUGGUUAUGGUUUAACAAUUAAAGAUAUGACUAUUAAAAAAAGAUAUAGUCAUGAAUGGAGAGAAAGUUGGGAAAAAGUAGAUAUAUUAAAACAAACAAUGAGACAAUUUCCAAAUACUGAAUGGUUUUGGUGGUUAGACUUACAUACUUAUAUAAUGGAACCACAAAUUAGUUUGGAACAACAUUUUCUUGAAAAUUUAAAUAAUCAAACUUAUAGAACUUUAGAAAAUUUUAAUCCUUUAAAUUUAAGAAAAGAUAUACCAUAUGUUGAUUAUACUCAACCAAUUGAUAUGAUUAUAACUCAAGAUUGUGGUGGUUUUAAUUUAGGUAGUUUUUUAUUAAGAAGAUCUCAAUGGAGUGAAAUGUUAUUAGAUAUUUGGUGGGAUCCUGCAAUGUAUGAACAAAUGCAUAUGCAAUGGGAACAUAAAGAACAAGAUGCAUUAGAAACUUUAUAUUCAACUCAACCUUGGAUUAGAGAAAGAAUUGGAUUUUUACCAUUACGUAAAAUUAAUGCAUUUCCACCUGGUGCUUGUAGUGAUAAAGCGGAUGAUCCACAAUAUUUCUUUAAGAAUAAUGAUUUUGUUGUAAAUAUGGCUGGUUGCGAAUGGGGAAGAGAUUGUUGGGGUGAAAUGGAACAUUAUAAAGCAUUAUCUAAAAAAUUACAUAAAAGAUGGUGGAAAUUCUGGAGUUAA
Insectozyma verbasci is the source of this 1008-nucleotide messenger RNA. NCBI's taxonomy places the organism in Eukaryota, Fungi, Ascomycota, Pichiomycetes, Serinales, Debaryomycetaceae. The record is from the annotation of a GenBank genome assembly.